AUUACUGUUCUGGAACUGUAAUGCAUUCUCGGUUAAAAACCACCACCCCCUGCAAACUGUUCUGAGCACAAUGGGCCGACUUGGGCUCGCCGCGUAACGUGACACCGUCACAUUCAACUUCAUUUCCACUGCCUCACUGAGGUACCGUAAUGCAUGAAUGAAAGCGCCCCUCUGAUUGGCUGUUGAGCUGUGCUGUUCAGCUGUGUGUAGGAAGAACAGAGAAGAAGGGGCGGCCUCCAGGGCAUACAAAUGAUAAUAACAAACUGCAGAGCACAGAAGGGGGUGUGUGCAGGUGUAGCCCUGACAACUACCACUAGCACAGAGAGAAUAACCAAGGAGAAAAUAUACAAAAGGAUGUGGACUGGGAAAGCCUUGUGAUAAUGAAGGCCAAGAAAAUCCGAAGACAGUCUGAAAACCAAUCUCGCAAAAGUUCUGGGAGAAGAAGCAGGGACAGUGGAAUCAUCAAUGGAGAUAGAGCUGAAGCUGUAACACUUUUUGAAGUCAUUUGCAUUGGGAAAGGGGCAAUUCAGUCUGUGGUGAGUGACUGGGUUGAAGUCUAUCAAGAAGACAGAGAUGCAGCAUUACUUGACCUUCUAAAUUUUUACAUUCAGUGCUCAGGAUGUCAAGGGGUGGUUACUGCAGAAAUGUUUCAGAAUCAAGGGGACCAGGACAUAGUGCAGAGGCUUACAGAGGAGUUUGAUGAAGAAACAGGUUUACAGUUCAAGAAAUUUAUGGCUUUUCCUUGGAUUCUCACAAUUACAUGGCCAAAUAACAUGGAAAAUGGAGACUAUCCACUGUCCAAAGCAGGAACGUUCUGGAAAAAAUUCAGGGCAAAUAUCUGUGAACUAACAUCUGUACUUGUGCAGAAGUGUCAGUACAAUGCUAUUUAUGAUGGAUAUCUUCUGGACACAGUUAUCUCACUUUUGCUUGGCUUAUCAGACUCAUGCAUCAGGGCAUUCAGACAUACAAGCACUUUAUCAGCUUUGAAGCUGCACACUGCCCUAGUGAGGAUUAUUCUUAAUCUUGAAACCAGUAUACAUAAUUUACAAAGACUGUACAAUGUGGAGCAAAAGCGCUUCACUUUGAAAAAGGCUAGCUACAGAAUGGAGCAAAUUGAGAAAAAAAGGAACGAGAUUGAGCAGAAACACGUUGAAAUUACAAAUAUGAUAGAUGCUAUAUUUAAAGGGACCAUUGUGCAACGUUACAGAGAUGUGGUCCCUGAUAUAAGAGCACUGUGUAUUGAAGAACUGGGGAUAUGGAUGAAAAUGUACCCUCAAGUCUAUUUGAAUGAUAGCUGCUUGAAAUACAUUGGAUGGAUGCUGUACGAUAAGGUGCCUGAUGUUCGCAUGAAAAGUCUACUUUCUCUACAAGGGCUUUAUGAGAGGAAGGAUUUUGUUGCCAAAAUGGAUUUAUUCAAUACCAGGUUUAAGGAUCGUAUUAUAUCAAUGACGCUAGACCGAGACCAUGAUGUGUCUCUACAAGCAAUGAAACUCCUUAUGUUUAUGUCACAGAAUUGUGAAGAUCUGUUAACAAAAGAGGACUGUGAUUAUGUGUACCAGUGUGUAUACACAGCUUACAGACCCCUGGCUACAGCAGCUGGGGAAUUUCUAUAUAAAAGGCAUCUAAAUCAAAAAGAAGGAGAGGAAAGCAGAGGGACUAUACACAAUGCCCAAGCCCAACAAUUAAAGAUUCUCUUAACUUUCUUCUCUGAAAAUAAGCUGCACGAGCAUCUGACUUACCUUGUUGACAGCCUCUGGGACUGCAAUUCUAGACUUCUUAAAGACUGGCAAUGCAUGUCAUCAGUUCUGCUUCAAGCCACUCAAGACAGGGAAGAUGCUUUGAAUGCCAUUCAACAAAGGCUACUGAUUGAACUUCUCUUGGCAAGUGUGAGACAAGCAGUUGAAGUGCACCCUCCUGUGGGAAGAGGGACAGUACGAAAGUGGGUUAUCAAUAGAGGAGACAUUGCUAGACCAACAACGGCAACAGGCAGCUUCAAGAUGCUCUCAGCCAAGGAGAAGAAAGUGCAGCUGGAAGAUCAUAUAAAGAUUACUGAGCAUUUUGCUCAAACCCUCCCUUUGCUUCUAGCUAAGUAUUUAACUGACCAAAGAAAUGUGGCAAACCUUUUACAGAUCCUGCAGUAUUUUAAAUUUGAGGUUUAUUCCACUAAGGGUUUGGAUAAGGAGUUGGAGGCCUUGCUAAAUGAGUUGAAACAUGUAGCAUUGACCCACUCAGAUCCUGAGGUGCUAGAGGCUUGUUCUAAAGCUUACAUCAGCCUGGGCAAAGAGGACCUGGAGCAUCAUGUCAGUGUCGGCCUUGCUAAGAGAGAGAUGAUAGAGCAACUUGUGGACACGUUCAGCCAGAUGCUGCAUGAUCUGUUACAAGAGGAAGAAGAGCCUCUGAGUUCAGAAGGUGUGCACCAGAUGUCCUGCGUUUUACGAAAGCUGGCAGCUUUUCACAAUGCACAUGACCCCACGGAGUGGAAUCUGUAUGAGAAAACCUCACAGCUGCUGCAGUAUGAUGUAGAAAACUGCUGUUUUUCUGUUCAGCUGCUAGUGCCGGCUUUCCAGUGCAUGUAUUAUGCCCUUCUCUGGAAUGUGGUGGCUGUAAUGGAAGAUAUACUUUCCAAGGAGGACCCUGUUCUUUUUAGGGAACACGUGGCAACUUUUUGGCAGCUAUGUAAACAUUAUCUUAAUCACAUAGAUGGAUCUGUACAGGAGCAGGCAUUCAUGUCAAUGUGUGACAUACUUCUCUUGCUAAGUCAGCAUAGAAACGGAAUAUACUGCUGCAUGGAUUCUGCACUGCAGUCAGAGCUGUUUUCAUUUGUCCAGCAUCAUGUGUUUCAAAGUGAUGACGUAAAACACAAAGGUGUAAAUGGAAAAGAAAAAGACAAAACAGUGAACUCGGAAGGUUUGCACAAGAGGCGGAAUCUACUGGCUGCAUACUGUAAACUUAUAGCUAACAAUAUUGUGGAAAUGGCUGCAGCUUCAGAGAUUUACAAGCAGUAUAUGAAGACCUAUAAUGACUUUGGAGACAUAAUUAAGGAAACCUUAAGUCGGACAAGACAGACUGACAAAAUAGAGAGCACAAGAACUCUGAUCCUUUGUUUGGAACAGCUGUUCCAGAAGCACAGAGAAGCAUUUGGCAGUGCCACCCUGACCUCCCCUUCAUUCUUUAACAUAAAGGAGAUGGCCAGACGCUUUUCUCUAACCUUCGGCAUGGACCAAGCGAAAUGCAGAGAAUCUGUUGUUAUGAUACACAAACAAGGAAUUGAGUUUGUUUUCCGGGAGCCAGCCUUAGAAGAUAAUCUCCCACCACCAAAUCUUCCAUUCCUGAUCCCGAUUAGUGAAUUUUCUGGCAAACUUCUGAAAGCCGACAAGAGACUUGUGUAUGGCUAUCUGCAGAGGUUUGCUAAUGAGCGAAUGCUUCUAUGUGAAGGAACAGAAUGGAACCCACUGGUUGUCUAUAGCCACUCUCUGUUAGAUAAUGUCGAUGAGGAGAGCUCUUUCACCAGCAGCAACUAUUCCCGAGACUUGAAAACGUCAAGUCCUACAAAGAGGAAGCCAAUUGCUGUACGGAGAGUAAUUCCGGAAGAACCGAAGAUGUAUUAUCCCGUGCAGAGGAGGAAAAGACACUUGCUGCAUGGAGAAAAUGUAGAUGAUGAAAUAUCAUUGUGCAGCUCUCUUUCCCAUAGCCUUCAGCGUUCAGUGAAACGAUUGUCCAGUCAUGGAGAUGCAGAUGAAGGAAAGGAAGAUGUUGAAGUAGAUGAGGUUUUAGUAAGCAAGGAGAUUAUUCUACAUACCGAGAGCGAGAGUCAAGAUUCCACUGGAUAGAAAUUCUGGUUGAUCUCGGGCACUCAGUCCUUCUGAUAACCUCACCCUCCACAAAAAUAGCCCUGAUCUAAAUACAGAAUGUAGCCCAAUUGCAUUCCUUGUCCAUACGAGCAACAAAGUGACCUUUAGUUCAUUCCAUUGGAUUAAAAAAAAAAGAAAAUCCUUUCAUCUGGGGCAUUUCUGUAUAAGACUAAGUUAUGGAAUUCUGAUAAAAGAAUAGUUAUGGAGCAGUCUCUUCUUGGGCUGCAUUGCUCUGUUUCCUUGUAUCCAACUAAUUGUCAUGGAAACAAUAUCAGUUGAAAGACCCGACUUCAAUUCUGUUCCUUCAACACCUUUGUCUUUGCUGCACUGUCUUGUUGGCCCAGUAUUUGCAAAGUGUGAAGUCAUGAAAGCUGUAUCAGUAGAUAGACUUUGUUUGUGGGCAGCACUGCCCUAUUUGCACAACAUCUGACUGUGUCAUACAAGUUGUAUCAUUUCCAACUGUAUUUUAACAAUGUAAACUUCACCGCACCAUUUUAUAAGCUGAUGUUGACUCAAUGUCCUCUUUUUGAGGUUUACUGUGCUAUAAGACUUCAAAUGUGUAUUUUAUAUUUUAGCGCAACAAGGUUUCUUACAAAACAAAAGAAAAUAAACGCAACUUUUGGA
This is a messenger RNA of Xenopus laevis (African clawed frog), 4475 nucleotides long. Its product is annotated as cohesin subunit SA-2. NCBI's taxonomy places the organism in Eukaryota, Metazoa, Chordata, Amphibia, Anura, Pipidae. The transcript is spliced from 33 exons. Bases 381 to 3830 code for a protein of 1149 amino acids. The record is from RefSeq and is a predicted model, not a curated record.